AUGGGAGAAAGUGACGUCAUAGAUCGGCUAUUACAGGAAGGUCUUUGCUGUGAUGACGUCGCCGCCCUCUCACGGACUGUCGUAUUCAAGGGAAAUUCAGCCGAGCUCGAAUGCCAAGUCGACGGUGCCGUCUACACCAUCAAUUGGAUGAAAGGAGACGAUAUCGAUACUGCGAUCACAGUGGCAUCGUUUAUUGAUAGCGUUCACGAGGGAAGCGACGGUGGCCGUAUCUCGAUGUCGCCGUCUUGGUCACUGGUGAUCAAUGACGUCGGGAUAGAGGAUGAAAGCACGUAUUUUUGCGUCGUCAUGUUGACGUCAUCAAGCAACGAGGAGGUGAUUGAGACGGAGUUAGUGGUUGCAGUGCCCCCUGCUGAGUCGUACCCUAACAUCGUGUUACUCGAACCGACAUCUUCGCCAUCAACAAACGCAUCUUGUCAGUACACCAUACCACAGGGCACGCAAUACAGAUUAUCAUGCGAGGUUGCUAGCUUCAGGCCAUCCGUCGAGUUACUCUGGUUCGUCGACAACGUAUACGAGCGCGGAGCACCGUUGAAGUUUGCCGACAAUCCAGACGGAACUAAGGACGUGUAUGGUAGUCUUGAUGUGACAAUGGGUGCUUCAAAUAUGGAAUUCAGAUGCGAAGUGAACGGCGAGGCUAUACCGGACCCACCUCGGACAAACACAGCUCUAGUAUGCUCAAUUCCAGGCACAUCUGGCGGUGGAGGAAAUAACACUACAACCAUUAUUGUAGUAGUGGUAAUCGUCAUUGUGUUGAUAGCUGCUGUUAUCGGGAUUGCAUUAUGGAUGAGAAUAUUAAUAAAAGACACAAUGGUCCGUUCAAACUACAGUAAAACUGUCAGUGCUGAUGACGACACACCAUCGCGAGGACGAAUGUCCAACUUCUGUCACAUUUGUUUUGCGACCUGCUGCCCAUGUACCGUAAGGGACGACGAAAUCGAUGCGGAAACACAGAGGAGAAAAACGACAUCGUCAUCACAGCCGAGUGACGAGAGAGAAAAGAAACGGAAAGCGCCAUCUGCUGCAUUAAAAGCAAGAAUUCAACAAAAUCGUAAGAAGCAGAGUGGAAAGUCUGGAGAAGAAAACAGUAAUCAGUUACCUUCAGAUAAACCACAUGAACAUUCUCCUAUGCUUGAAAACCCAACUGAGACGUCAACACCAGCGAAUAAUAAACCUCCAGGAGCCAGGCCUAAGACAAGACCGAUUGAUGAUGCUUCGGUUGUUAUAAGAGUUCCACAUCAAGCAGCACACGGUCGAGGGGAAACGAACGGGGUAGCGACGGGUGAAGCAGAGACCGGAUUCUGACGGCAGUAAACUUUGCCACGCCGGACAUCGAUCGAUCAGUACUUUUUUGUUUCCUUUUAACGCGAUCAGAAACUGACUGUGAUCCGUCAUGAUAAAAUAUCCUUCGAUGGAUGUAUUGUCUUCAAGUUGACAGUAGGCAGGAUCCUGUGUGAUCCCAGGCUGGACACAAUGGUGCAAAAUCCUUCUCUGCUAUGUGGAUGUGACACAGUCACGUGUUGAUGCGGGAUGAUAGACCAAGUAUGCACCAGAAGAAGUCUCCGCCAAUUUGAGUAGAAAGAGCUUGUCAAUUUUUAGAAGUCCACUGAAAAGGAUUUUUACCCGCAAAUAGGCAAUCCCAAUGUUGUUUUCUUGGAUGCUUGCGACAAACGGGGAAUAUUCUUGAGGAAAAAUCUUCUUAAGAAAGCUGUUUUGUCGAAGAAGGGUUUUGGGCACUUGUUUAAUUUGUGGCAAGUGUUGCCUCCUUGCUUGUAAAGUUUUAUGAAGACAGUUUAUACCGAGUCGUUGUCCAGACGAGUUUGUUUGGCCAAGACGGCAAUUUCAGGAACUUUGCGAUCAAUAUUUCAUAACUUGUAGUGUGAGAAAAUAUUACAGUGCAGAAACUUAAACAUUUUUUCUGCUAUUUAGUGCAUAUAAUUAUGUUGAAAAAACUCGGAUCAAAUUUUGUUGUAUUUAUCUGCUAAAGAUCAAAUCCAUCCAAACAAAAAGUUUAUUUGAAUAACGAGAGAAAAAUCAAACAAGGAUGACGCUUAAAAUCUCAUCAAAUUCGGGUUUGAAAUAAAAAGUUAUGAUUUUAAAGAGGGACCAUGUUCACACUAAGUAUGGGAAGCCAAAAGUAUCCAAAUUUUUAUUAAGAUGUAUGUUUCUUAUGUUUACUGUGCUCUUUCCUGAUUCAUUGAUGGUGAAGACAAUCAUCUAUUUAUACUUCCUAGACAAUUAUGAUUGAUUUGAGAGCCAAAUGAGCUGAAGUAUGAUAUCUCUUCUGUUAGUGAUUUAUGGAACAAUUGGCUAUCCAUACUUAAACCACAACUUUAAACCUGAGUUUAAGUUAAACCUGCCAUUAGAAUACGGGCCAAUGAGUACACGGAGGUGGCAGAGUUAAUACGGGAGCUGCACGGCGCGCCGCGGCGGUACUGCGAUUGAUGAGGGGUAGAGGGAGAUCCGCGUUAGCGCCGUGUUAAAAACGUAUUAAGAACGUGGUUUCUGCCCACCGUUGAGACACGGAGCAUGGCGGUUUGAGAACCGGCAAUGUGUGAUCGCACCUCAAGCGUCGCUAUUUUUUACUACCUUUUUUAAGAACUUGAGUAUCGUGUUUUUAAGAAUUUUUAUCAUUUAAGUUUAUAUAAUAUGUACUCAACUCUUGAAUGAUUGACAAUCUAGUGGUGAAUAUUUAUUCCGAGUUAAUGAAAUAAUUUUCUCUGAUGCUAAAAUUACACCAACGAAUCCGACUCUUAACCGAUCCGUGUAUGUCAUUGGUAUUAACGAAACAUAAAUGGUCAGUCUGGAGUCGGUUUGCCGGUUUGAUUGCGACAUUGUACAAUAAAAGCGGUGGAACCGACUCCGAACCGACCGAUGGUAUGUAAUUGUAACUAAUGCAAUAGAUUCCUGGUCGGUUUGUAAUCGGUUUCAUGUGUGUGACUGUAGCCUUAGACAACAUCGACUAUAAUUUCUUUUUUCCCCAAAUCGCCAAGAAGCGUUUAAAUAGAGGUCAUAAAUAAUUAUGUGUUUUUAUGUUUUCUUUUUAAAUAUUGAUACUGCCAUUUUACUCAUUUUUAAAACUCAUGGACUUUCUUUCUUUGACAUCUUGUAUUCAUACAAUUUUUUUUAUCCGCGAAUUUCUCGAUUUUUAGCCUUAAUUAGUUAAGCUCAACAUUAUAAUCCAUAUGCAAUUUUUAGAGAAUAGUUUAUGAGGUCUCAUUGUAUUCAAAUGGAAUAAAUAUGCAGCUGAAAUUUAAUCUGUAAAUUACAAUGAAUUACAUGAGUAUAUUAAAGCUAUCUUUUCACCAGUGCCAACAUUUGAAAAGUCUCUGUACAUACAGUUUAUUCUAAUUAAUGUCUAAUUAACGUAGUGAGCUACAUAUUUCCAGCAAGGCUAUUCACUUUCGUUUCUAGCAUAGUAUUCCGCAUAUUUCGCUUUGCGCUUGAUAUUUAUUUUUAUUUUUUGUAUUUGCGUUUGAAAGAAACCCAUUCUGCAACGGACUCCUGUUAUCCAUGAAAUAUACAUUGUAGUUUAUUGGAUUAUUAUGUAAUUCUGAGGAGCGUGGAUACCGCGGUGGGGUGGGGGUGGUGGGCGGUCGCCCCUCCGGCCUCCGAUUAUUAGUAGUGAUAAAAAAAAAGUAAAUAGAAAAAGAACAAAAGGAGAGUAUCGAAAUCAGGUAAACCAUGUUUUUAACCCAUGUAUUUUAGAUUUCAUCCCUAAUAAUUAUUACGCUUUACUUCGUUUUCACGCAGCAAUGAUCACCUAAUGAAGAGUUAAUUUACAGAACUGACACAAUUACAAGAAUUAACGGUUCACAUGAAUUUGUUAAAGGACAAGUCCAUCCCAACAAAAAGUUGAUUUGAAUAAAAAGAGAAAAAUCCAACAAGCAUAACACUGAAAAUUUCUUCAAAAUCGGAUGUAAAAUAAGAAAGUUAAGACAUUUUAAAGUUUCGUUUAAUUUCACAAAACAGUUCUAUGCACAUCCUGGUCGGUAUGCAAAUGAGGAGACUGAUGACGUCAUCCACUCACUAUUUCUUAUGUAUUUUAUUGUAUGAAAUGUGAAAUAUUCUAAUUUUCUCCUCAUUGUCAAGUGAGACAAAGAUUAUUUCCUCCCGGAACAUGUGAAAUAAGCAUUAUUUGAUACUAUAUGGUUCAGUCAAGUUGGCCCUUAAUGUCAAAUCUGUAAAAUAUGAAAUAUUGUAUAAUUCAAAUAAUAAAAAAACAAAAGAAAUAGUGAGUGAUAGACAUUAUCGACUGUCUCAUUUGCAUGUCACUGAGUUGUGCAUAUCACUGUUUUAUGAAAUAUAAGCGAAACUUAAAGUAAUCAUAACUUUUUUAUUUUACAUCCGAUUUUGAUGAAAUUUUCAGUGUUAUGCUUGUUUGAUUUUUCUCUAUUUAUUCAAAUCAAUGUUUUCCUGGGGUGGACUUGACCUUUAAUUUGUUAAAGGAGUGAAAUUCACUCAAAACAAGUGAAAGUCAGUCUUAAUCUAAUUCACUCGUUUUUUCUAAAGAGAGUAUGAUGUAAACAUGAUAUUGUAUGUUCUAAUCGUGAUAAUUCUUAUUACUGAUGAAAAUGUGAUUGAGUAAUAAUGAAAAUAAAAUGAAAUCAUUGCAAUUAUCAUA
Messenger RNA from Lytechinus pictus (painted urchin), 4642 nucleotides. RefSeq lists its product as uncharacterized. Bases 1 to 1323 code for a protein of 440 amino acids. The transcript has 9 exons. Lineage: Eukaryota; Metazoa; Echinodermata; Echinoidea; Temnopleuroida; Toxopneustidae. Gene Ontology annotation, cellular component: plasma membrane. The record is from RefSeq and is a predicted model, not a curated record.